Molecule: messenger RNA, 440 nt
Organism: Vigna umbellata (rice bean)
Lineage: Eukaryota; Viridiplantae; Streptophyta; Magnoliopsida; Fabales; Fabaceae
Source: RefSeq, a predicted model, not a curated record
UCAUGGUGUUUAUUAAUGGUUGUAUCUUACUUUGUUUUUCCAUUUUACGGUGUAGGCAGUGAUGCAAUUGUUCUAGGGGCAGAGACUUUGCGGGGAUUAUAUCCUGUGGAGACUAUUUCCACUGUUGGAAAAAUUUGUGCCGAGGCAGAGAAAGUUUAUAAUCAAGAUAUUUAUUUCAAGAAGGCUGUCAAAUUUGUGGGUGAGCCAAUGACUCAUUUGGAAUCAAUAACUUCCUCUGCGGUUCGGGCAGCCAUCAAGGUUAAGGCUUCUGUUAUUAUUUGCUUUACUUCAUCCGGAAGGGCUGCAAGGCUGAUUGCCAAGUACCGUCCAACCAUGCCUGUGAUAUCUGUUGUCAUUCCUCAACUAAAAACAAAUCAACUUAGAUGGACUUUCACUGGAGCUUUUGAGGUAUUUAAUUGAUAAAUGGAUAUAAUUUGUUU